AUGCAACAAAAUUAUGCAGAAUCAUUGUUUUCAUAUUUUACAUAGGUGGCAAAUUAAUCUUAGACAGGUCGAAAAAUAAUUGAAGAGAUUAUAGAUUUGUUUGAAGAGAGAGCAAAUUUAGAAGAAAAAUAUGCCAAAUCAUUAGAAAAAUUAGUGUCUAAUAUUGCCAAAUUGGAUGAGAGAUAGCAGUACAAAUAUUAAGUGAUUAAUAGAAUGUACAAGGUUCCUAUUUUCUGUUUGAAAAGUCUAACAUCAAGCAGGUAAUAUUAGGCUUAGAGUUUGUGUUCUUAAAUAAGGGAGGAUCUGAUUACGUAGCUUAAAUAAGUCAUUCAAUAAUAAAAUGGUGCAUCAAAAAAGCUGAUAGAAGAAGCCAAGAAAAUGGAGAAGGAGAAUUUACUCUUAAAUUAGGAAUUCAAGAAAAGUUUCUAAGAGUACAAAUAAAAGAAAAGAGAGUAUGAGUAGUAUGCAACUGUUUUGGUAGUCUAUAAUCUACUAUCUGAAUACUCAGAGAAGAAAAGAAUCAAUUAAUACUAUAAGGUGAAUCAAAUCAAGAAGGAAUACUCAGAUCUUGAAUAAUAAUAUAAACAAUCUGUGUUCGAGUAUAAUUCCAGUUGUGAAACCUCUAAAACUAGAAUGCAAGAAAUACUAAAUGUUAUGUAAGAGCAAGAAGAAAAGAGGAUUGGCAUACUCUAAGAUACUUUAAUACGACAAAUUAUCUUUGAGGUCUCUCAUUCUAAAAAUGUCUAAUAUGAUCUUGAGAAAAUUACAGAAGUAAUCAAUGAAAUCUAACCUAAAGAUGAAGUUAAUAAAUUUAUUACCAAUAUUAAACAAGAUGGUCCAUCACUUUUUGAAAAAACUGAAAUAGUUCAUUUGAACACCUUUAUUAGCAAUAGUUUAUAAAAGUUCUUCUAGAAAGAAUUUGAUGAAUUAUUGAAUUUAAAUAAUGAUGAAUCUGUCAAUAAUAUCAUUGCUAGCGUUGACUAAGGAAUCGAGGUUUUACCAGAAGAUUAAAAAUAAUAGGAAACUUAUUAUGCUGCUAAAUUGAUACAUGAUUGUUGGAAGGAAGAGGAACUCUCAAUUCAAGUAUUCCAAGAAUUAAAGAAAAAAACAAAGGAUAAUUACCAAUAGAGAAUGCUCGUAAUUUUGGCAAUUUAAAAUAAAAGACUGAAUACUUAAUUCAAACUAGGAACUAUAGCCUUUUAGAAUGUACUUAAGUUAUUCAAUUCAUUAUUGGAAAUAUGUUUAGAUACAUUUGAUGCAGGGACUUCAAGAUAAUUAAUGAAUCUUUCAUUUACUUUCUAUUAAGAGAAAAUUGAGAAUAACAAAAUGCAGUGUUACUUUUUAUCAAAUGAAUUUGCUAAACAUCAGGUUUGGGAAACUCGAGAUUUGUGGGAAACAAGUAUUAUUUAAUCAAUUUAUGAAAAAAUAAAAGAGUAAUAAAAGAAAUAAAGAUUACCAAAUCAAAAUGAAUAAAUUUAAGCAGAAAAGAAUAUGAUCUUAACAAUUUUAACUCAAAUGGCAUAAAAUAUGUUAUUGUUUAAUUUUAAAAUUGGAGCAUUGAAAGAUAUUAUGUACAAAUUUUUAGCAUUUUUUGAAUUGAAUGAAGAAAUAACACUUGAUUUAUUUAAUGCAAUUGAAGGAUUUGAAAACCAAAAAAAAAUUAAUGAUGCCUUAGAGAAAGAAGCAUAGUUUCAAAAAAUAUAGGAGUAAAUUGAGAAAGCUCAAUAAGAAAAUAAAAAGGAUUGA
Messenger RNA from Paramecium tetraurelia, 1746 nucleotides. RefSeq lists its product as uncharacterized. Lineage: Eukaryota; Ciliophora; Oligohymenophorea; Peniculida; Parameciidae. The transcript is spliced from 6 exons. Gene Ontology annotation, cellular component: cytoplasm; plasma membrane. The record is from RefSeq and is a predicted model, not a curated record.